AUGAGUGACGAACUCAACCUGUCAAAUCAGAUCGAGUGUGCAUCCUCCAAGUUUCGUCCGAGGAUUCUCACCAGCGACCUCGCAUACAAGAUCUACCGCGAGAAGGACCUUGACAGUCUAGAUGACGCAAGCCUCUCCCGCAAGAGUGCCGACGUGGCCAGCAAGUAUGGCACCAGCGCUAAGACCGUUCGAGACAUAUGGAGCAAAAGGACGUGGACAGGUGCAACAGAAGCUCUUUGGUCGGCUGAAGAGGUGCUGGAGCAUGCAAAGCGGGAAAAGAGAGGCCCGGGAAGGCCGCUGGGAGCAAGAGACUCCAGGCCGAGGAAGAAGCGACCCUACUUUGAUGAGCAGACGGCUCCCCAUGAACAGCACCAUGCUAGCUCUCCGAGGGCCGAUGCACGACUGGAGGUGUCGAGCAACGCGCGGUCGUUGACGCAGGAGGAAGCUGGUGGAAGGGACAGCGAGAGCGAGGCAGGAGUGACAAAUUCCAUGAGGUUCUUCACUGAAAUCACGCCUGAGAGCAUUGAGCGCGCGUUUCAAGAAGACCUGGACUAG
Molecule: messenger RNA, 555 nt
Organism: Guillardia theta CCMP2712
Lineage: Eukaryota; Cryptophyceae; Pyrenomonadales; Geminigeraceae
Exons: 1
Coding region: 1-555 (184 amino acids)
Source: RefSeq, a predicted model, not a curated record